Molecule: messenger RNA, 1007 nt
Organism: Drosophila obscura
Lineage: Eukaryota; Metazoa; Arthropoda; Insecta; Diptera; Drosophilidae
Product: ficolin-1-like
Exons: 3
Coding region: 12-791 (259 amino acids)
Source: RefSeq, a predicted model, not a curated record
AGCCGUUUAUAAUGCAGUCAAAGUGGAUCUACGGAUUGCUGGUGUUUUUCCUCUGCAAAAGCAUCACAGGAUUGGCGGAUGUUGAAGGGCGUGUCAUAAUCGAAACGGACAGAACUGAUAUUCAAGAAUUGUAUUUGGAUUAUCCGUAUAGCCACUGUCCUAUUGAUUCCAGUGCCCAUGGUAUAUAUACAAUACAGGUAGGGGAACUAGAUCCCUUCCCAGUGUUCUGCAAUGCAAAGAUGGCGGGUCCUGGCUGGACUGUGAUCGCCCGUCGAACCAACAAGGAGCUGAAUUUCUACCGCAACUGGGAUGGGUACAAGAGAGGAUUUGGUGACAUCACAGGCGACUUCUUCAUAGGAUUGGAUAAGCUGCACGCCAUUACAAAGUCACAGAACCAAGAGCUAUACGUACACCUGGAGGACUUCGUGGGGAACACGAGAUAUGCCAAAUACGAUGAGUUCCAUAUCGAAAGUGAAAAUCAAUUAUAUCGAAUGUCAAAGUUGGGCGCCUUCACUGGAGAUGCGGGUGAUUCGAUGAUUGAGAGCAAAAAUCACAAAUUUUCCACCUUCGACAGGGACAACGAUAAUGAUCAGGGUAACUGUGCAGUUCAACGCAUAGGAGCCUGGUGGUUCAACCAUUGUACCUGGAGUAACCUUUUCGGCAUUUAUGUGAAUGGUUCCGUAUCCAGCAUGAACGGAAAGGGAAUAUGUUGGAAUACUUGGCUCGGAUCUGGCUAUUCCUAUAAAUCAAUUCAAAUGAUGGUUCGUCCAAAGUGCUCUUGCCCUAAAUAAUAAAAUAAAUAUUAAACUGCAACGUAUUCCUGUAAUUCCGCAUUAAAAGUAAUGACAGGAAGUUAAGGGAGGAAAGUGGCUAAAAUAUGUUUGUUUUGCUACACGACAUCUUCGAUAUUCCACGUUUUAUAAUCUAUCUUAUAUUUUCUUAAUUUCUUUGUACACUGGAUGUUCGGAAAUUAGAGCAUCACACAAAUUAGAGAAUUCCAGAAAUUA